This is a messenger RNA of Rhizophagus irregularis DAOM 181602=DAOM 197198, 432 nucleotides long. Lineage: Eukaryota; Fungi; Glomeromycota; Glomeromycetes; Glomerales; Glomeraceae. The record is from RefSeq and is a predicted model, not a curated record.
AUGGUUUUUUCAUUUUCACCUUCCGUCAACCAUCAUGCAGGCAUUGGCAUAAUUCUUCAUUCUAGUUUAGCCAUGUAUGUAAUUAGAAAACAGUUUUAUAAAGACUGGUUGUUAUCCUUUUUUCUUCAGCUACCUGGUCGACAAGAUAUUUUCAUUAUUGGCAAUAAUAAAUCAAUCUCUGAAUGUCACUCCACUCUUGUCUCCUGUAUUACUGCAGCGUGCUCUGCUGGUGCUCACGUUUUACUAGGCGGUGACCUGAAUGCUGAAUUUGACUGUUACCUUAAAAACCUUUCUAAUCCGACUAUUUCAUCUUCUACUCAUCCUUUGUUUCGCUAUUUACAUUUGCACCAAUUUGAAGAUUUGUGUGCUUUUGAUUCCUUAUCCCCCUACUUACAUUUAGAUCUUCGAGUUCUAAACAUCUAUCUCGUCUGA